AUUUGUACAAAACAAACAUGACCUUUGAACUGAGUUGAGUAUUAAUUAUUAUGAGAUGAUCAAUAUUUAUUUCAUCGACCUUAAUGAUUACUAUAUUUAUCUAUUUAAUCUAUCGAUUUAUUGUUCUAAAGAUUUGAUUAGAACAUUUUCUCUCAGGCCAGUGGUAACCAGUAUGCACGUUCUAGUUGGAGGUAUAUCAUCAUUUUUUUUUUUUGUGAAUUACACUUAGUUGUAGUGAUGGUCGAAGAGGUUUAAUAACCUUUAAUUUUGAAUAAAAGUCAAAUUCAUUGUAAUUCUUUUUUGUCAGAUUUUAUUAGGGGGGGGCAUAGUUAUAUUUUUGCCCUCUUCGUAUUUUGACCAAGGAGACAUCUGCCCCCCUUUCCCCUGGUUCCGGCACCACUGCUGAACUGUAAUUAAUAAAAUGUUUCUGACUAUGGCUGGAAGACAUUGGCUUUUAGUGAUUUUCCAAGUCAUAAAUUACAUUUUAAUAUUAAAAGGCACGAAAAUAAUAUCAUCAGAGGAUAUAUUCAGUAGUAUGGCAUUUGUGUUCGAUACUACGGGUUCAAUGUAUGAUGACUACAAUCAGUUAAGAUCUCAUGCUGAAGAUAUAAUGAGCUACGUUUUAAAAAGAAAUGAUUCUAAUAUUAGACAUUUUGUGUUUGUUCCUUUUAACGACCCGGUUGUAGGGCCUGUAUCAGAAAGUUUUGUUCCUUCUGUAAUUAUGCAUAAGAUUAAUAAUAUUGUUGUAUCCGGAGGAGGUGACUGUCCAGAAAAAGGUGUAACAGGAGUAAUUGAAGCAUUGAAAGUCGUCAGACCUAAUUCUUACAUUUAUGUAUUUACCGAUGCGUCAGUGAAAGACUUCGAUAAAGUGCCCGAAGCAUUAGAUCUCAUUCAAAGAAAACAAGUUCAAGUGAUUGUUUUAAAAACGGGAGACAAUUGUUUAUCCGAGGAUAGUAGUUACCAUAGCAUUGCGUCGAUGGGAUCGGGUAAUGUAUUUGAUGUUCAAAAAAACGAUGUUUCAAAAGUUUUAGAUUUUGUUAAAAUAUCAAUGGACACUAACCGCGUAAACAUGCUGUCGGUAGAUAUACCAAUUAGUCAAUUAAUACCAUCACCACAUAAACUCAAUAUUGAUGACUCAGUAAAAAAUUUAGUAGUUUCUGUGUCUGGUCAGACUCCAAACUUGGACGUAAUAAAUCCAGUGGGUAAAAAAUUGGAUGAAUCUGAUGGUUUAAUGAUUGAUUUAGAUUUGCCAAAUGUUAAGAUUGUUACAGUUAUAGAACCAAUGCCUGGUGAGUGGACAAUUUUUGUGGCAAGUAAAUCGGCACACGCAAUUCGUGUUUGUGGAACAAGUACAAAAAAUUUUGACUACGGAUUUGCUAUUACAAGGCCGGGUAGUAUUACUCAUACAAGUCAUAGACCAUUGAAAGGUACUAACAAUUACAUAUUAGUUAAAUAUGAGGAUGUCCAGAAGUAUUUAUCUUGUGAGAUUAAAGACUUACGCAGCGAUGGAAAAUUUGCAACACUUCCUAUUUUUAACAUCAGCAAAAAUAUGUUAUUAUGUGGUCCAUUUAUGCCAGGCAAUAAUCCUUUUUAUGUUCAAGUUUUUGGAAAAAAUAAUAAUGGAAAUUUUUUUAAACGAAUAACAAAAACAAGUAUAACACCAGAUGAUCCUGAAAAACCAUAUAUAACUACUCCUAAAAGGGUUUUAGUUGUAGCAGGUGAAGAACUACGAAUUAUUUGCCGCAUAGAAUCUUUAGUUCCAUUUAAUGUAGCUUGGAAUGUACUAAACGAACCUUCUCAAUUUUGGAAAUUUAACCAAAGUUCAGAAAUAGAACUACUUGUAUCUAAUGUUACCUUAAACCAUUCUGGUACUUACGAUUGUAAUGCAAAUAAUAUCGCUGGUAGCUCAAAUAGUUCAACUAUCGUCGAAGUUGUGGAGAGACCUAUGAUUGAUGGAAGUUCUAACGAUGAAUCAAUAGUUAUAUUUGAAGGUGAAGAUUUUUCAACUGAUUGCAAGGGGCAUGGAAUACCAGAACCAUUUGUAGAAUGGAUUUUAAAAGGGACAUAUAUACCGGCUCAUAGUGAUCAUAUUUUUGUCAUAAAUGGUACAAAUAGAUUAGUUAUAUAUGACGCCACUUUUAACGAAAGUAAUGAUUACACUUGUCGAGUCUCCAACGAAUAUGGCAUGUCUGAAAAACACUUCCGAGUUACAGUUCGUGGUUAG
Daktulosphaira vitifoliae (grape phylloxera) is the source of this 2224-nucleotide messenger RNA. RefSeq names its product hemicentin-1-like. The record is from RefSeq and is a predicted model, not a curated record. The transcript is spliced from 12 exons. Bases 422 to 2224 code for a protein of 600 amino acids. Lineage: Eukaryota; Metazoa; Arthropoda; Insecta; Hemiptera; Phylloxeridae.